Molecule: messenger RNA, 1092 nt
Organism: Lucilia sericata (common green bottle fly)
Lineage: Eukaryota; Metazoa; Arthropoda; Insecta; Diptera; Calliphoridae
Exons: 1
Coding region: 1-1092 (363 amino acids)
Source: RefSeq, a predicted model, not a curated record
AUGCAUCAUGAUGCUAUGCAAAAACUUCUGGAAGCUCAAAGUGCCUUUUUUGAAAAAUUCGCUGCGCUACAAAUUAAUCAACAACAAGUGCCUCAAACUGGUUUAUCUCAAACUAUGAAUUCAACAAAUCCAUCUGCUGAUGUGCGUCUACCAAAAUUAAAUGUUCCAGUUUUUGAUGGAAAAUAUAGUGAUUUCAAAUCAUUUUUUGACUUGUUCACUAGCUCAAUCCACAACAAUAAUUCACUGGCAGCUGCUCAAAAGUUCCAAUAUUUAAAAGGAUUAUUGAAGGAUGAACCCGCUAAUCUUAUACGUCAUCUUCAAGUUACUGAUCAAAAUUAUGAAGAAGCCCUGAUGAAGCUACAAGAACGCUACGAUAAGCCUUCAUUAGUGGUUGACUCAUUUAUUGAAACUUUUUUAUAUAUUCCAAAAGCUGAUAACACUGCAAGUCUACGUCAUUUAUCCAAUGUUGCUGAUGAGGUGGUAAGAGGUUUGCGAGCACAAGGUGCCGAUGCUGAAAAACGUGAUCCAUGGUUAAUUCAUAUUUUGAGCAAAAAAAUUGAUCGAGAAUCCCUACAAGCUUGGGCAGAACAUUGUGGUAAAGUAUUAUUCCCUUCGCUGGACAGUUUUAUCACAUUUAUUAAUAAAAGAUGUGAUGCUUUGGAACGUUUACCAUCUACAAAUAAACAUUUACAAAAGAGUAAGUCGAUUCGCGCUUAUACUAGCAACAUGAAAAAGGGAUGCGUUGUUUGUACCCAAAACCAUCAUCUCUCUUAUUGCCCUACGUUCAAUAGAGUUGAUACGUCUUCUCGAAUUGAAAUAAUAAAAGAGAAGAAUUUGUGCUUUAACUGCCUGAAACCAAAUCAUCGAGUACAAAACUGUCCGUCAAGAAUUACUUGUGAAGUUUGCCAUGGUCAUCAUCACUCUUUAAUACAUUUGGAGCAUAAGCCGGCAGCUAACUCUUCAACUAAGGUAAAAAAGCCAGAGGAUGAACUAACAAAAAAGCCAGCUGCUGCUAAUACAACCUUCCUCAUAUCUGAGGAUUCUUCGGUGAAUUUAUCAACAUCAUCUGAGAAAAGUGUGCCCAAAGAUUAA